UAAAAAAAUUGAGUGUAAACCGUGGUAGGUCACCACGGUUUACUAAGGAAAAUUUGCAUGCAUAAACCGUGGAGGGUCACCACGGUUUAUGAAGGAAUCCUUUUGCACGUAAAAUCCUGUGGGUCACCACGGUUUACGUGUGUGUGGCUAUAUAAGUAAUCCGUGGAAGGUUAGGACGGAUCAUUUGGUAAGGAACAAAAAAAAAAGGAAGUUGUUGUGUUGAGAGGAUUUGGCAAAACUUUGGAGGUUUGAAGGAGAAGUGGGUGGUGGAGCCAAUGGAGGGUGAGGAUCGCUUGUACCGACUAAAUGGCGUCGCUCACGUGGCAGGAUAUAUCGACGAAGAGCCUAGUAGGGUUAUUAGCGCCGUUAGGAGGUAGCAGAAUAUGCCCUUACAUGACCGGAUUAUACCGUAUCUGGAGACUGCCGGCUUGUAUCAUCUGGCUAGGCUAAACAGUCAGUGGUUCUGGGUUGAUGAGUCUCUCCUUAACGCAUUUAUUGAGCAGUGGCGUCCGGAGACCCACACGUUCCAUAUGCCGUUUGGUGAGUGCACCAUUACUUUACAGGAUGUUGCGUAUCAGCUGGGUUUGUCGAUUGAUGGUGUGCCCGUUAGUGGGUGCUUGAAUGAGUUUGAGAAUCUGAUGGAACACGGUAGACCGGCAUGGGUGUGGUUUCGAGAGUUGUUCGGGGAGUUACCUCCACAGAGUAAAAUCAAGCAGAUGACAGUGUACUACACAUGGUUCCACGAGAGGUUCCGGGUUCUCCCUGCAGAUGCUACUGAUGAGACCGUGCGUGUAUACGCACGCGCUUAUAUCCUGAUGUUGUUGUCGUCUCAGCUGUUUGCGGACAAGAACGCAAACAGGGUUCACCUUCGCUGGUUGCCUUAUUUGGCCUCGUUGGACGAGUUGGGCAGAUAUAGCUGGGGCUCCGCUGCACUGGCCUGGUUGUAUAGGUGUCUUUGUCGUGGAACAAACAGGAACGUCGUUAACUUGGCUGGACCGCUACAGCUACUACAGUCUUGGAUUUUCUGGAGGUUUCCCACUCUGAGGCCCACUGGUUUUGACCGGUUCGGGUUUCCUCUUGCUUCCAGGUAG
This is a messenger RNA of Arachis ipaensis, 1091 nucleotides long. Lineage: Eukaryota; Viridiplantae; Streptophyta; Magnoliopsida; Fabales; Fabaceae. The record is from RefSeq and is a predicted model, not a curated record.